UCAAUAUUUGUUGAUUCUAUGUUGACAGACAACUAGAAUUAAAAUGAAAGAGCGACGUGGCUAAUAAACGAAUCCGUGCCGAAGGAACCAAGAAUUUUGGAAACAAGCGAGUACGCUUUUCGUUUUCAAUUGUUUCAAAAGUACAUGUCGACUACCUACAGGUAAAAUUAAGUGAUCCAAAAUGACAAAUUCCAAGGGUUACCGCAGGAGAACGCGAGACCUGUUCUCGCGGAAGUUCAGUAGACAUGGAGUCAUCCCCUUAUCUACCUACAUGAAGGUAUAUAAAGUUGGUGAUAUUGUUGACAUUAAAGGCAAUGGUGCUGUGCAGAAGGGUAUGCCCUAUAAAGCGUACCAUGGCAAGACUGGAAGGGUAUUCAAUGUUACCCAGCAUGCUUUGGGAGUUAUUGUCAACAAAAGAGUACGUGGACGCAUCAUUGAUAAAAGAAUCAAUGUCAGAAUUGAGCACGUUAACCAUUCCAAGUGUAGAGAAGACUUCUUGACAAGGGUCAAAGAGAAUGAGAAGCUUCGUAAAGAAGCCAAAGAAAAUAGGGUCCAGGUGUCCCUUAAGAGGCAACCAGCCCAACCAAACCUGGCACACAUAUCUGGCAAAGAUAAGCCUCAACUAUUAGCUCCUAUACCCUAUGAAUUUAUAGCAUAAGUUGGAAUA
Messenger RNA from Phymastichus coffea, 667 nucleotides. Its product is annotated as large ribosomal subunit protein eL21-like. The record is from RefSeq and is a predicted model, not a curated record. NCBI's taxonomy places the organism in Eukaryota, Metazoa, Arthropoda, Insecta, Hymenoptera, Eulophidae. Gene Ontology annotation, biological process: translation. The transcript is spliced from 2 exons. Gene Ontology annotation, molecular function: structural constituent of ribosome. Gene Ontology annotation, cellular component: cytosolic large ribosomal subunit; ribosome. Bases 182 to 658 code for a protein of 158 amino acids.